Dimorphilus gyrociliatus is the source of this 1700-nucleotide messenger RNA. The record is from the annotation of a GenBank genome assembly. Lineage: Eukaryota; Metazoa; Annelida; Polychaeta; Dinophilidae.
ACUAUUAUUAUGCAGACGACGUCCGAUAAGCGACGCUUUUACUUUUUUAAAUAAAAUAAAUUUAUUGGAACAGAUGUUGCAGGAAAGAGAAGGCUUAGUUCUGGUUCGAGGAGAGACGGAUUCGAAUGCAAUGCCUAUGAAGUUACGACUGGGUAGGGACAUAGUGGAAUUGCACAGGGAAGAAUUAGUUUGCGUGGAGCCAAACGAUAUCGACUCAUCUCUAUUAUCGAAAGAACGUACAGUUAUCGUUCACAGAGGAGGUGGUGGUUUGGGCAUUAGCGUUAAGGGCGGACACGAACAUAACCUACCGAUACUCAUCUCUCGGAUAUUUAAGGGCCAAGCAGCGGAUAGGACAAGAUCUUUAUACGUUGGAGACGCUAUUCUAUCUGUAAACGGGGCGAAUGUUACAAAAUUGCGUCAUGACGAAGCCGUACAGUGCCUAAAGCACGCCGGCAACGAUGUUACUCUAGUCGUUAAAUACUUUCGUCCAGCCUCACUAUUCCUAGGCCAACAAGAUCGAGAGAACGAUAAUGCUGGCAUGGGGAAGCAAUUGGAGAUCGAAAAUGACAAUAUAGAAAUAGACGACCAGCACGUACCGUUGGCCCCAAUAAAGAAGGAAUGGAAAUUGUCUACAACCAUACCAUUAUUAUUCGCUCAUAUAAGUUUAUCAGAAGGAGAAAAAGGUUCUACAAGCUUCCAAAUUCAAAGUGCAAACGAUUCAAUACACAGCGGUCUAAUUAUGUGCGAAAACGCCUUCUCGUGUUCGGAAUGGUUUAACGAUAUAUUUAAUAAUAUUAGUGCCUUGAAUUAUAAACGGAUGAAAGAGUUUAAUAACUCAAUAUAUCCCUCCAAGCAGGUCAUGUUUAUGAGUUGGGUUAAGGAGAAGAUAACUAAUGUUGCUUGGGCACCGACUUUCCUCUGUUUAUGCGGAAUGGAUGUUUAUCUUUUCGAACAGCCUCCGGCAAGUCGGGAUGAUUGGGAAGUUCCAGAAAAAACAUUCAAAAUAUACGAAUCCGUUUUUAGAAUUCUAAAGCAAUCCGAGUGUGCGGACGACAGAAAAUAUUGUUGUAUAAUAGAAAACGCUAAAUGUAAUAAAGUAACUCAAACGGUUCAGAAAUGUUACAUGAGCGUCGAUUCUCGACAACAACUGCUAAAACUGGAAAAAGCCUGGCAUUGCGCCAAUGCUACAGCGGUGACAACAAUACAGAAUAUUACUUACGGGUGCUCGUGGAAUGAUAGACUUUGCGGUUUAACCCUGGAUUUGGAUGGUGGUAUAGCACUCUAUGAUAAUGAUACAAAGAACAACGAAUGGGCCUAUCAGUUCUCUCAAUUGAAAAGUUCCCGAGAUGACGGAAAGAGUGCACUAAUGAUGAAUUUUACAAAUGAAAAUGGGAUGAUCGAAACCAGAAAGAUUGAGAGUACAAAAAUGUUUGCAAUUAUAUUCUGCUUACACUCAUUUUUAGCUGCAAAGCUAGCCUUUGUAGAUCCAAUAUUUCUACAAAACGUUGGACUAUAAAUCAAAGAGUUUGUUAUACAAGAAACUACAAGAAAAUAAAAGAAAGAGAAGAAGAAUUAAUAAUAUUAACAUGAUUAAAAAAAUAAAACUAAAAAAGUGUGCUAUUUAGUCAAAACAAUGAAAAAAUUCUCUAUUUUACACAGUCUAUUAUAAUAAAUUGUAAAAUUAACUAUCUUAAUUAUAC